This is a messenger RNA of Fomitopsis serialis, 1167 nucleotides long. RefSeq names its product putative fungal pheromone GPCR, STE3-type. Gene Ontology annotation, biological process: G protein-coupled receptor signaling pathway. The transcript is spliced from 6 exons. Gene Ontology annotation, molecular function: mating-type alpha-factor pheromone receptor activity. Bases 1 to 1167 code for a protein of 388 amino acids. Lineage: Eukaryota; Fungi; Basidiomycota; Agaricomycetes; Polyporales; Fomitopsidaceae. The record is from RefSeq and is a predicted model, not a curated record. Gene Ontology annotation, cellular component: membrane.
AUGGCCGCCGACCCCACAUAUCCUCUGUAUCCCGUCAUUGCUUUCGUCGGGUUCGUUCUCGCGUUGAUACCCCUGCCAUGGCACCUACAGUCCUGGAAUUCCGGAACCUGCUAUUAUAUGAUCUGGACGGCACUCGCGUGCCUUAACGAGUUUAUCAAUUCCGUUAUCUGGGCGAAUACCGUCCUGGAUGUUGCGCCUGUCUGGUGCGAUGUCUCCACAAGGAUUACGGUUGGCGCAUCAGUUGGUAUUCCCGCUGCUUCUCUCUGUAUCAAUCGUCGACUAUAUAAAAUCGCACGUAUGCAUGCGGUGGGAACGACGAAAUCCGAGAAACGGCGCGCCAUCCUUAUUGACUCUCUCAUCUGUGUACUCUUUCCGGUGAUUUGCAUUGCUCUUUCGUACAUUGUGCAGGGUCACCGCUACAACCUCUUUGAGAUACUCGGCUGCUAUCCUGCGAUAUAUAACACUAUCCCCGCAUAUCCAUUGGUUUACAUGUGGCCGGUCGCCAUCGGCUUGGUGUCGGCGGUGUAUUGCGUCCUCUCGUUACGUUCUCUGCUUGCCCGACAAGCCCAAUUCCGCGAAUUCAUCUCGGCAACCACAGGGUUGACCAGCAGUCGUUACUUUCGUCUCAUGGCCCUGGCUGCGACAGAGCUUCUCUUCACUGUUCCAUUUGGGAUCUACCAGAUCUACUGUAACUCUCUCGGCGGCGUCGCCCCCUGGCAGGGUUGGGCUAACACCCACUACGACUUCUCCCGGGUGGAUCAAUACGCUGCUAUUCUUUGGACGUCUGACCCUUCCCUCGCCGUUCCACUGCAGCUGAGUCGCUGGAUCAUAGUUUCCUGCGCUUUCAUAUUCUUUGCUUUCUUCGGCUUCGCGGAAGAAGCGCGGAAACGCUACUACGCCAUUUACUCCGCGAUUGGCUCUCGUUUGCAAGCUCUGCGUGUGUUGGGCUUUAGGCAUCGGAGCGAGUCGAAACAUGCCCCCACGCAGCCGAAAGCCCCCUGCUACCCAGAGGAAUCGUUGCCCGCAUAUACGCCACCUGCUUGGUCUCCCGGAUGGCGCUCCCUGGCAUCCGUUACAGUCGCCGACAGCGACCCUUCCCCCAUCGACUCGUCGUUCUCCGACAAGUUCCCAACAGACUUCACUCAAUCUGCGCACGACAAAUGCUGA